Poecilia reticulata (guppy) is the source of this 1873-nucleotide messenger RNA. RefSeq names its product ectonucleotide pyrophosphatase/phosphodiesterase family member 7. Lineage: Eukaryota; Metazoa; Chordata; Actinopteri; Cyprinodontiformes; Poeciliidae. The record is from RefSeq and is a predicted model, not a curated record.
GAUCUCAAGGUUCUCUGGUCUUAUUAUUAUUGAUCAGAAUAUCAGCUUUAUGGAUCUGGUUAGUCCAGACUUAUAAACACCAAGGAGCGUCUUUCAAAGUCCAUCUAAUCAUUAAAGUCAGUCCUGAUAAAACCCAUUAGUUCACAGUCGAAGGUCCGUCGGCUCCUCCAUCAGCAGAUCUGUAUCAGGACCUGCUGCUACUCAUUAACCAGGGCCACCUGCACAGGUGAGGACCGGCCGAGCGCCCGGCAGUCGCAGUGAGGCUGAAGAUGAGGCUGGAGGUCUUCCUGGUGCUGAUGGCGGCGAGCGGCGUCGGCGGGAAGCCGCUGAGCAGCAGGGAGGAGAAGAAGACCAAGCUGCUGCUGGUGUCGUUCGACGGGUUCAGGUGGGACUACGACCAGGACGUGGACACGCCGCACCUGGACCGCAUGGCCCGGGACGGGGUCAAGGCCAAAUACGUCACCCCCCCCAUGAUGACCAUGACGUCGCCGUCACACUUCACCACCAUCACAGGUAGAUGGAUAGAAGACCACGAAGUUGUCCACAACUUGAUGUUCAACGAAACAACAAACCUGAAAGUUCCCUUCAAAGAGACCCUGAAGAGGUCGGAGUGGUGGGACAACGGAGCGCUGCCGUUAUGGAUCACGGCUCAGAACCAGGGUCUGAAAACCGCUUCGUUCUUCUUCCCGGGAGGUGGCGCCACCUACGGGGGUCAAAGCGUCAACAGAGUUCGGCUGGCAGAGCCCGGCCACCCUUACACCAAUGAGACAGAAUGGCGUGAGAACAUCGACACGGUUCUGAGCUGGUUCUCAGAGGAGGACUUCGACCUGGUGACCCUGUACUACGGCGAGCCGGACUUCGUGGGCCACAACAAGGGGCCGGACCACCCGGACAGGAAGACCGUCAUCCAGCAGGUCGACCGCACCGUCGGCUACCUGCGCGACGCCAUCAGCUGGCACGGCCUGAGCGACAGCCUGGACGUCGUCAUCACCUCGGAUCACGGCAUGACCACCGUCAAGAAGCGGCCGCUGGUGGACGAGAUCGUCCUCAACAAUUACCUGAACCUGAUGGAGCUCGCCUCCUUCGAGAUCCUGGACUACGGCGGCUUCGGCAUCGUGACGCCGCGGCCGGGGAAGGACCAGGAGGUCUACGACGCUCUGUCCAACGCUCCCAAUCUGACCGUCUACAAGAAACAGGAGAUCCCGGAGAGUUUCCAUCUGGGGAGGAGCAAGCGGCUUCCCCCCAUCGUGGUCGUGGCGGACCUGGGGUUCAACCUGAACUCGAGGUUCAUCGUCUACGUGAACAAAGGCGACCACGGCUUCCACAACGGGGAGAUGGACAUGAAGACCAUCUUCCGGGCCGUCGGACCGAGCUUCAAGCAGAACUUUGUGUCCGACCCGUUCGACAGCAUCCACAUCUACCCGCUGCUCUGCAGGCUGCUGCGCGUCCAGCCGGCGCCGCACAACGGGUCGCUGGGGGUCACCGAGGUCAUGCUGCGGGCCGCAGGUGAGUCCGCUCCGGCCCGCCAGAACCGCACCCAGAACCAGAACCACAGAUUAACCCGGGUUUGUCUGCAGGAGAAUCCCAGAGGUCCGGUCUGUCCGCCGCCCUGCUGCUGACCGUCCUGCUGGCCAGAGUCCUCUAACCGGGCCAGAACCGGACCAGAACCGCUCACCUCCACAUCCAGCUGCAGAACCACUGAAGACAUCAAAACGGACCAGAGGUUCUGGUACCAGAACGGUCCGUCAGGAUUCUGCAUGAAGCUUCUCCAUUUGUCUUGAAAAUCUGAUGAUUGUUGAAACGAAACAUUUGGAUCAGAACCAAACUGACCAGAACCGAUCAGAACCAAACAGAACCAAACUGACCAGAACCG